Messenger RNA from Aricia agestis (brown argus), 759 nucleotides. RefSeq names its product partner of Y14 and mago (gene Pym). The transcript is spliced from 3 exons. Gene Ontology annotation, molecular function: RNA binding. Lineage: Eukaryota; Metazoa; Arthropoda; Insecta; Lepidoptera; Lycaenidae. Gene Ontology annotation, biological process: exon-exon junction complex disassembly. Bases 130 to 690 code for a protein of 186 amino acids. The record is from RefSeq and is a predicted model, not a curated record. Gene Ontology annotation, cellular component: exon-exon junction complex; cytoplasm.
AGGCAAAGACGCUUUGUUUUAAAAAUAGAUUUGAAAAACUCGAAAAAACUAAAAUAAUCGAGAAAACAUUACACAUAAAUAUAUAAACUGCACUUAAAAAGUUUUAAUACUUUACACUUAUGAAGCGUUAUGGCCACCACUACCGCAUAUGAACUGGAUGCUGAUGGUGGCAAGUACAUUCCCGCUACACAGCGCCCUGAUGGGACCUGGCGGAAGCCCAGGCGCAUACGAGACGGCUACGUGCCGCAGGAAGAGGUGCCGCUGUACGAGAGCAAGGGCAAACAGUUCAAGUCCCGCCAAAACACAGGAAUACCAGUAGGACUCACUCCGGAAAUCGUGGCACAGGCCAAAAGUAAAAAGAGCACUACACAACCCAUACCAGGCAUGAUUAUUAAUGUUGAGAAAAGGAAAAAGAAGAAGAAGCCAGCUGUCGAGGAAGCCACUGCAAAAGUUGCCGAAAUGAAGAUAACUGAACCAACCUUUAGCACUCCUUCCACUAAUGAGCCACCAACACAAACUGAUCCAGCAAAACGACUCAAAAACCUAAAGAAGAAACUCAGAGACAUAGAAGCACUGGAGGAAAAAGUAAAAUCAGGCACUCUUAAAAAUCCGGACAAAGAUCAAAAGGAGAAAAUGUCUAAAAAAGUAGAAAUUCUUAAAGAAAUUGAGUCAUUAGAAAGUAAUACAUAAUAUACACCAAACAAUUAUUUUAAGACAUUUUUAAAAUAAUUUUUUAAUUAAGGAAUAUGAAAAGCAAUG